AUGGCCACGUUCACGGGCAAACGCAAAAGGGAAGCCGCGCCUGCCAAACCACAUCCCGCGAAGAAAGCUGCUCGAAAUGGCACGAAAAAUUCCACCCAGCAGGACGGAGAUGCCGCACUCAAACACACGACCUCAACCGCAAUUGGCGCAUUAUCAGGACCCAUCCACAUCCAGAUCAUCACAGGCUCUUAUGAGCGCGUCCUUCACGGCCUAUCUGCCAGCAUACCACCUCAACGUCUCCUCGACCAGGCACCCUCGAAUACCCAAAAUGGCACCUCAGGCAACGAAAACGUCACCUUCUCAGACAUCUUCCUCUUCGCAGCCCACACUGCAGCGAUAAGGUGUCUGGCAAUCUCCCCACCUCAGGAAGCGGAUAAACGAUUCCUCGCCACGGGCAGUUCGGACGAGAGGAUAAAUGUCUACAGUCUAUCGACGGCUCCAUCCCUACCCACCACCGCUCCCAAGCGACCGAAUCUUCCUUCUUUAUCUGGAUCUACGAUAGCAGAAAACCCUCGCAACAAAUCUCUCGGCUCUCUGACUCAUCAUGAUCGCGCAAUCGCUAAGCUUUCCUUCCCUACCAAGUCCAAACUCUUCUCCGCAGCAGAGGAUGCCACCAUUGCCAUUGCUAGAACAAGGGACUGGACCAUUCUCUCCUCCAUCAAAGCCCCCAUCCCCAAACCCCAAGGUCGUCCGUCAGGAGACACAGCCGGACCUGGAGAAAUUCCGGCUGGAGUGAACGAUUUCGCAAUCCAUCCUUCGCAGAAGCUGAUGCUUAGCGUCGGACGUGGAGAGAGGUGCAUGAGACUCUGGAAUCUCAUGACGGGGAAGAAAGCUGCUGUUCUUAAUUUCGAGAGGGAUCUGCUUGCCGCGGUCGGGGAGGGAAAGUUGGGCAGGGGAGAGGGAAGACGAGUGUUGUUUGAUGGCAAAGGCGACAACUACGUCGUGGGAUUCGAGAGGGGCGCUGCGCUUUACCAUCUCGACGCGAAGGCGAAGGGAGUAUUCAAGCCCGCUCCAGCCAGCAAGAUCCAUCAGAUGCGGUUCGUGCCACUGGGAGAGGAGAAGAGCGUGCUCGCAAUGUCGACGGAGGAUGGGCGGAUCAUCUUCUUUCAUGCCGAGGCGGAUGAGGAGGGGUUGACGCAAUAUCCUAUCAUUGCACAGUUGGGAGGAAGAGCUGCCGGGAUCGAGGGUCGUGUGAAGGAUUUCGAGAUUCUCGAAGUGUCUGGCGUUCUCGCAUUUGUGACGGCAAGUAGCGAUGGCGCAGUGCGGAUCUGGUCUGUCUCCCAAACAGAACUUAGCAGUGCGUCUGAAGGGCAACAGUGUGGGCGCUUGGUCGCGACACACGAGACCGGCAACCGGAUCACCUGUCUUGGGGCGUUCGUCCUAGACGGCAAAGUCAGCGAUGCGCCUGAGCCCGAACGCGAGGGAGAGGCCGGUGCAGAAGAGGCAGAAUCAGAAGAAGAUCCCGAUAGCGAUGAAUAG
Molecule: messenger RNA, 1479 nt
Organism: Lecanosticta acicola
Lineage: Eukaryota; Fungi; Ascomycota; Dothideomycetes; Mycosphaerellales; Mycosphaerellaceae
Source: the annotation of a GenBank genome assembly